AUGGCUGCUGCUGACACGAAGCAGAGUGCCGACACCCCCACUGGUGUGGUCUCAGUUAACGUUGCCGAAGGCGCACCCUUUCCUAUGGGCGAGAACGAAGGAUUUCGAUUAGGGGCUGAUUCGGGCGGUACACAGAUCUUGCAGUUUGGCUGCCACUGCUGCAAGAGCACCAACGUCUUGAUCUGCACUAAAACUGCAGACGGCGGCUGGGUGCUGUGCAGAGCACCCGCUGCGCCUCAACCGUCUCAGACAGCAACUGCACUUGAACGCAAAGAUGUCGAAGUAUCCACGGAGACCUGGAAGGACCCUGGAGAUUCAUGUGAGGGCGUAGAUGUAAAAUGUUCGGGCAAGGGGCCAGGCAAGGGGCGGGAACAAGAGGAGCAAGAGGUCCCAACCAAAGCAGAAAUACAGUAUGCAGUUUGCUCCAGUGGCCAGAGUGGAGAUGAUGUCUGCAGAGAUACUCAAGACAGAGGCGUUUGGACGAUACAGAGCAACCAAAGGGGGACUCUCUGUUGCACAGUUGUGGAACCGUCAACCCCACAUGCUGCACCAGUGGUAGAAGACGUGAUAAUCAAAUCAAGCUCUUUGCGCCCUUUGGCGCGGUGUUCAAAUUCUUCAACGUGCUCUUCUUGGGAAGGCGGCGAACCCAGAAUAGAGGAUGAUACUUCAAGCUCUACAGUGGAUCCUGUGGCUAGCCAGACAUGUCUGAAAGAUGCCGAGCCACGAAGUGCCGUUCACCAAGUAAAACAUCAGAAACACUCGAGCCUGGAAGAGCGAGAGGGGCAGGGAACGGAGAAGCUGCGACCUCCAGAGCAACAGCAGCAGCACUCAAGGACUACACAGAGCUUGUGCAGAACUACAGAUGACCAAGUUCAGAAAGAUGCCGUAGGAAGCGUCAUCACUGGGGGAAAAGAGAAGCUUCAGCUCCAUUACCCCUGUAGUAACGGGGACAAGAUAUCCCAUAGUGAAGCGGAGGCCCCUGCGGAGGACGGCCCAAAGCUGGCAGCUUCUAAGGAGCAGCAGGAGCAAAAUAAACUACAGGAGCAACCGCAGCAGCAUGCAGAACCACAGAAGAGCGAGCAGCAGGCGAGGGAAUACCCACCUGACAGCCAGGGCAGCGGCAGAGUCCAGACGAGCAGGAGUAACAGCAACAUCAGUAGUACGAAGAAGGCGCAGGACUCCGCCAUUGCAGCUAUGGCCCCCUACAUGUCGACUCGCGAGUGCGAAGGGGAUGGCAAUUGCCUUUACCGGGCAUUUUCUGAUCAGCUCUACGGGUCGCAGGAUCACCACCUGUUCUUACGGUGGCUUGCCGUUGAUGUGAUGUUGAGGUGCAAGGACACUUUUGAGGCCUUCGUGGAUGAAAGCGAAGGCCCGUUUGAGCGAUGGCUUCAAACAAAAAGGACAUACGGAGAGUGGGCUGACUACAGGGAGAUGCAUGCGCUACUCUUACUGUUCGGAACCCCCAUCUUCGUUUUCGACGAGCAUCUACAGUUGUUACAGGCAUUUGAGCCUGAUCCAGAAAAAAAGCGGCUACCCAACAGGGAAGGGGAGUCCCUUACUCCCUUCCGACUCAUGUGGCACGGGAAGCUCGGCCACUACACUUCACUCCACUUUGUGAAAGAGGGCUUUCCUAUUGCCCGUGGACUUAUGAUAGGCCAGCUCGAGGCUGAGGGCCUAGCAAGAUUAGUCCUAUCCCUUGCCACUGGAACUUCCUCCACCAGUUCGGGUGCGAACGGCGAGUGUGUGCCAAGUUUUUCAACACCCGCUAGGGACGCUACGGGCCUCGAAGAAGAGACCCUAGCGGAGUGCCUGCAAGUAAGUGCACAAGAGUUGGCGGGGAUCGCAGCUGAGCAGGAACUUAUCCUUGCAGCAAUCAAGAGACAACGGCUGCAGCAGCUGCUACCCCAGACCACGAGGGUUGUAGAUGAGAUCUGGAAUGAAGCGAGGAAGGAACAGGAAGGAUGGACGGCCCGACUCGUUAAGAGCCAGCGUAGUUCCCCACUGGUGGCCGCUGCAACGGAGCCAGUCCAACACCCAGAUAUGCCUUUGAGAGCCACAGAAAAGCGUUUACCACCAACUGCAGCACCAGCGUGCGCGUCGGCGGCAGCAGAGGACUUUGGCGCCAACUCACGAGCAUACGCUACAGCUAGCCGAAUCUACAACGGGCCUGUUUCGAGGGUCCCGUGCCCACCCACUAGCGUGUGCAUGGUCACGUGUAGGCGGCCAUCUGGUGGCAACCUACAACAUACGGCAGGCCCUGCAGGAGGCGUUUGGAGUGAUAGCCUCCCUGGCCACGUCGCCAGGUAUGAUGCGAGACAGCGAAUUUGGCAGGAGCAGCUUCACCUGAGACAACGAACUACCUCGACGCCGAUAGCACGUUACAGCCAAGGGCCUGCAGGCCGUGCACAUGUCAUCUCUCCAGUGCAAGGGCUACCUGCGCCCGGAGCCACGAGGAGCUUUGGCUAUACUGAGCAGUAUGCUCCCCAACUGGACUACAUUGAACAGCAGCGGCAUUGCAUGCAACUCCCAGGCGGGCGGCUGGUUGCAGUAGCCCCCAGUGGGGCGCUGAGGCCCGUGCGGCACGCAACGUUGCAGCACCAGCGGCAGUCGGAACAGCAGCAGCAACUGCUGCCCACAAGACCAGCAGCAGUUACGGGGCAGCGCCAAGCAACCAGCGGCAGUAACAACGGCCAUGCAGAGGAUGCUUCUUGGUUCUCUAGGUGGAUGGGCAGGGGGAACAACAGCUAG
Messenger RNA from Eimeria tenella, 2748 nucleotides. Its product is annotated as OTU-like cysteine protease domain-containing protein, putative. Lineage: Eukaryota; Apicomplexa; Conoidasida; Eucoccidiorida; Eimeriidae. Gene Ontology annotation, biological process: protein deubiquitination. The record is from RefSeq and is a predicted model, not a curated record. Gene Ontology annotation, molecular function: cysteine-type deubiquitinase activity. The transcript has 5 exons. Bases 1 to 2748 code for a protein of 915 amino acids.